Trichoderma virens Gv29-8 is the source of this 498-nucleotide messenger RNA. RefSeq lists its product as uncharacterized. The record is from RefSeq and is a predicted model, not a curated record. The coding region runs from base 1 to 498 and encodes 165 amino acids. Gene Ontology annotation, biological process: mitochondrial electron transport, succinate to ubiquinone; tricarboxylic acid cycle. The transcript has 2 exons. Lineage: Eukaryota; Fungi; Ascomycota; Sordariomycetes; Hypocreales; Hypocreaceae. Gene Ontology annotation, molecular function: ubiquinone binding; heme binding. Gene Ontology annotation, cellular component: mitochondrial envelope; membrane.
AUGGCAUCGAUUGUGCGACCUUCUCUGCUGCGGCAGACUGCGCUGGCGGCUCGUUGCGCCAAGCCUGCCUUCCGAAGCAACGCCAUCAAGGCUUCGGCUUUCCACACCUCUACCCAGCGCUCUGCCAUUCUGCCUCCGGGACCUCUCAACGACCCUGUCCCCAUUCCUAACCCCAGCGCCGCGCACGGCUCCUACCACUGGACCUUUGAGCGCCUCCUCGCCGCCGGUCUCGUGCCUCUCUCCAUUGCGCCCUUUGCUGCUGGCUCCCUCAACCCCACCACCGACGCCAUCCUGUGCUCCGCCAUCCUCCUGCACUCUCACAUUGGCUUCCAGUCCGUCAUCAUCGACUACAUCCCCAAGACUCGCUACUCUGGCCUGCGAAAGAUCUUCUGGUGGGGCCUGAAUGUGGCGACCGUCACCGUCGGCGUGGGAUUGUACGAGUUUGAGACCAACGAUAUUGGCGUUACCGAGGCUAUUAAGAAGAUCUGGAAGGCAUAA